AAUGUCAAGAGGAAACAACCACUUGUAGCCAUGAGUGACUUUAUGAAAUUUAAAGAUAGUUACCUAACAGGCGUUGCAGUGUUAGUGAUGUCCUUAAUUUCUGGAUCUGGGGAGCAAUAUAUCGCACUUGCGAAACAAUAGUAAAGAAACAACAAGAUGUAUUAUAAACAAGGAGUAGUCGUUUUUGUUAUAUCUUUUAUGACAUGGGUGCCUGUCAACCCAUUGAAAUGUUACGCCUGUACAUAUUUCGAUAAUCCAGACGAAAAUGGGCACCAGUGUAUAACAGAUCCAGAUAACUUUGGAAGCGGAGUUGUUCGCUUGGAAUGCGAUGAGGAUGAGUGGUGUCUUACGGAGAGACAACGAUACAAAGGUCACGUGGACGUAUAUGCACUUAGAAGGAGCUGUGGCCCAAGGGACCGCUCGGCUGAUACUUGCUUAAGGACUAAACACAUGGUACAUUGCUACUGGUAUUGUCAAACAGAUCUAUGCAAUGACGCUAACGGAUACAACGCUACCGUCUAUGAACCCCCUCGCAGAACCGCCCGGCCGAGAUUACUGGCUGAUAACGAUGACGAUGAUGAUUAUACGGACAUUGAUCGGCUCAGUGAUGGCUGCGAUCUCGAACAUUGUGCCAUAUUGUUGGUAGUUACCACAUUCAUGGCAUUCAUUAACUUAUGAUCAUAUGACAUAUGAGCCUAGAGGCUAGCAAAGAUUUAAUUGACAUUUCGAGUACGAAAGGUUUAAGGCCUGUAAUUAGUAGAUAUGUGACUGACUUCCCCAAAAAGGCAACUCUUAAGUGAUAGAUUUGGUGACACCACGCUCUUCAAAACGCCCCAAAAAUUGAUUUAAGCGCCCCUUAUGGUGACAAAUCCAUUUCUGAGCAACCUAUAGGUGGCACUACAUAGGCGUUUAAAUGACAUCUCGAGUACAUCAAUGAAAUAUGUUUUAAAAUGUUCCUUAGGACCCAGUGAAUCGCCAUGAGUCAUUAAGAGUAGCCAAUUUUGGUGAAAAAAAACACUUCUGGGUGAGCCGAAGGUCACCAUAGCACAGUCUCGUCUAUUUUAAAUUGGUAGCUUCUGGAAAAAAAUGACAGCUUACAGCUAAGAGUACUCCAAAACCAUUUCCUAGUUAAUUUUGAUGUUGUAAUACAACUAUUAUGAUGAUGAAGUACUAUUUUGCAUUUAUAAUAU
This is a messenger RNA of Owenia fusiformis, 1190 nucleotides long. The record is from the annotation of a GenBank genome assembly. NCBI's taxonomy places the organism in Eukaryota, Metazoa, Annelida, Polychaeta, Sabellida, Oweniidae.